GGGUGGGGGAAUAUUUUGACAUAUUCUUAAUUCUGUAACUUUGGCAAGCUAGAUUUUCAAGUGAAUUUUCAAUUUAUUACAAAAUAAUUUCCAAACUAUUCAAAGAUCUGUGUAAUAGAAUUGCGUAAUUCCAAAAAUCAAAUGGAAGGCAUUUUAUGGAAGUGGACAAAUUAUUGGAACGGUUGGCAAACCAGGUGGUUCAUCUUGGACAAUGGUAUCUUGUCAUAUUAUAAAUCGCAAGAGGAAGUGAACCAAGGAUGCAAGGGUUCAGUGAAAGUAUCUGUGUGCCAAAUAAAUGUGAACCAAAUAGAUUCAACCCGAAUGGAUCUUGUAAUACCAGGCCAGCAGCACAUGUACCUUCGGGCUCCAUCUCCUCAGGACAGGCAGAAGUGGCUUGUGGCUUUAGGCAGUGCUAAAGCGUGUGUAGACUCUAAGGGUGACUUAAAAGGGUCUGAAGAUCCGAAUUCUUUGGGGCACAAGAAAUCUGAACUGCGACUGUACUGUGACCUGCUCAUGCAGCAGGUGCAUGCGGUAAAGAGUGCAGCUAACACAGAGGGUGGCCCUGAAGUUCAGACCCUUGAAGAUGCCUCAAGCCUCCUAUCUGCUACCUGCGACACCUUCAUUAGAACUCUGGAAGAUAUAAUGAAGCUAACUAGUGGUCCCACUACACCUAUGACAGCACCUUAUGAAAUGCCUGUACCCAAUCUUGCUAUGCCUAAAAAUGGCUCAAGCAAAUCGCAAAUAAGCUGUUAUGUUUCUGAUGUGAUGUUUGAAAAGUUAGUCAAGAAAUAUGCGAUCUCUCGUAGUUUGAUCUAUGGCACAUGUGCAUAACUAUACUUCUGUGAUAACUGUAAGUAUAACUUGUUUAAGUUUGUAUCACAAGCUAUCAUAAUAAUGAUAUCAUAGUGCAUACGUACCUUAGUGCUAUCAUUAGUUAUUUGAAUAACUUCAUACAUUUUAUGCAUAUUGUUGUUAGGCUCUAACGGAGCAUUAUUUUAUGAUUAUUUUAUUUAAACAGACUUGCUUCUCCAUGAUUUUUUUAUGACAAUGUGGUGUGAAUGAUAUGUUGUUUUAGUAACAUUGCUCUUGUGUACCUAUGUUACUUAUUAGAAAUAUAAUUAUAUUAUCGAACUAAAUUCUAAGUUAAAUAAGAAACUAAUAUAAUAAAACGAAAAACUACAACAAAAA
This is a messenger RNA of Cydia pomonella (codling moth), 1188 nucleotides long. RefSeq names its product pleckstrin homology domain-containing family A member 3-like. Gene Ontology annotation, cellular component: early endosome; trans-Golgi network; recycling endosome. The transcript has 6 exons. The record is from RefSeq and is a predicted model, not a curated record. Bases 142 to 831 code for a protein of 229 amino acids. Gene Ontology annotation, biological process: receptor recycling; endosome organization; retrograde transport, endosome to Golgi. Lineage: Eukaryota; Metazoa; Arthropoda; Insecta; Lepidoptera; Tortricidae.